GCAUAAAAUUGAAAUUUGGACAAUUAUUAUUAGUCAAAUAUGAUUUUGUAAACUUUUUGUAUUGUCAUUAAUCCUUUUAAUUUAAUUAUUUUGAUUUAAAAACAAAUAUUUUCCACAACAUUAAUUUCCAAUCGUUUCUUCAACCAAACUUACUUUCGGAAGACUUCCUAUUGGAAAUGGACGGUCAGCUGUUUUUGACACAACGAUUUGUUUAUAAAAUAGUCAACAAACUAUUUGCAAGCUAAUUUUUCGCACAAAUAUUUUAACUAAAAAUGCUGCAAACACCAGCUGUGAAAUUCGUCAAUCCACGUUAUGGACAACUGAUUAUUGGCCCACCUGGUUCUGGUAAAACGACAUAUUGUCAUCACGCUUACAACUUCUAUAAAGAGCUUGGACGUGAUGUCGGCGUUGUGAAUCUCGAUCCAGCGAAUGAGAAUAUGGAAUAUAAACCAAUAAUCGAUGUCAUGCAACUUAUCACAGUGGAGGAUGUUAUGGACCAAUAUCAUCUGGGGCCAAAUGGUUCACUAAUGUACUGUGCAGAGUUUUUGGAAGCACAUCUCGAAGAUUGGUUUUUGCCAGAGUUGCGCAAAGCAGCUGCAACAUGUAAUUAUUUUCUAUUCGACUGCCCGGGACAAGUCGAGUUAUACACACAUCACACAGCUAUGGCUAGCAUCUUCGAGCGUCUGCAAAAGGAAGGCUACCAUUUGGUUACGGUAAAUCUUAUCGACUCACAUUAUUGUUCGGAGCCCACAAAAUUCGUUUCAACACUGCUGCUUGCCUUAAACAUGAUGCUGCGUAUGGGUUUACCGCAUGUGAAUGUGCUCUCCAAAGCAGAUCUCCUGCGUAAACAUGAAUCAAAACUGCAAUUCAAUUUAGAUUACUACACAGAUGUGUUGGAUUUGAAGUAUUUAUUGGAAUCACUUGAUGACACGCCAACAAUGAAGAAAUAUCGCAAAUUGAACGAAGCAAUCUGUUCGAUGGUGGAGGAUUACGCAUUGGUCUCCUUUCAACUGCUCAAUGCGCGCAGCACAGCGAGUAUGCUGCGUUUACGGAAUCACAUCGAUAAGGCUAAUGGUUAUAUAUAUAAAGCGGGUGAAGAGACGGCGGUUAAUUCUUUGAUGGCAUGUGCAGUUGGCGCAGAGGCAGAGUCGAUGCGGCAAGCGCAUGAUAUUGAUCCGUAUGUUACAUGAGGUGGAAGUGAUGUUCAAAAUCACAAUAAAAUAAUAAUAUAAAUAUA
Zeugodacus cucurbitae (melon fly) is the source of this 1237-nucleotide messenger RNA. RefSeq names its product GPN-loop GTPase 2. The coding region runs from base 273 to 1190 and encodes 305 amino acids. Gene Ontology annotation, cellular component: cytoplasm. Lineage: Eukaryota; Metazoa; Arthropoda; Insecta; Diptera; Tephritidae. The transcript has a single exon. Gene Ontology annotation, molecular function: GTPase activity. The record is from RefSeq and is a predicted model, not a curated record.